Messenger RNA from Mustela lutreola (European mink), 4370 nucleotides. It is a transcript of the gene DYNC2I1, whose product is annotated as dynein 2 intermediate chain 1. The coding region runs from base 957 to 4169 and encodes 1070 amino acids. Gene Ontology annotation, molecular function: dynein heavy chain binding; dynein light chain binding. Lineage: Eukaryota; Metazoa; Chordata; Mammalia; Carnivora; Mustelidae. Gene Ontology annotation, biological process: intraciliary transport. The record is from RefSeq and is a predicted model, not a curated record. The transcript has 24 exons. Gene Ontology annotation, cellular component: cytoplasmic dynein complex.
UUAACCCACUGAGCCACCCAGGCGCCCCUAAGGGGUAAUUUUUAAAAAGACAGCUAAAGGUAAAUUAUGUCUGAGUCUGAGAGCUGUGUAUGAGCCAGCCUCCCCUCUUUGCAUCUUUAGGUAAAUGCACUAGUUAGUCUGUUGCUCUGUGGGCUUGAUAGGCCACCCUUCUGUGGCCUCCAGUGUCCCUGGGUGCUAUGAACUAGAUCCCCUGGGUUGGACCAGUGGUGCUGUAGAUACAGACCACGUGACUGCCACAGUAUGAAAGGCUGGGCUGGGUUUGGGGCAGUUGAACUGGGUAGGAAGAGUGGAUUUCUUUCAUUUUAGGAAACAUGUUACAAGAAAAAGUAGUAGGACUCGAUGAUGGGUUGCAUCUCAUCUGAGAACGGAAUGUCGGUGCCCUGUCCACGAGGCCAGUCUUGGUGUGCAGCUCAGCCACGGUGACCAACAACCAGUAUGCUGAGGGCAAGGGUGCUUAGCCUCCAGGUGUCAGGAGCUGCAGGAACUUAUUUCAAACAAUUUGUGGAAAACAAGACAACCUAAGACUUUUAAGCCUUUAUUAACAUGCAGCUAACCAGUUCAACUGACAUUUAGCUUUAACGUUUGGCAAGCAAGUGAGUGUUUGCCCAGCUGAGAAGGUGCUGGGUUGUGAAGACAUCGGGUGGCUGCGCAGCGGUGGCGUUGCCAGUCCAGGACGUCCUGGCAGUCCCUGGCUUGCGUGGUGUGACUGGUGGAAAUUAUAUCAUAUCCCCUGAGGGGUUUGGAGGCAGGUCCAGGUUGCUGAGCUCUUUAGUAGGAGCGAAAUGUCCUGGCAUCAGUAUGCUUUGGGGAAACUGCUUUUUGGGAAUAGGGAAGUGGGGUAGAGGGAUGACUGAAGGUAAUGGGCCUGGGGCGUGACCCCAAGAGGCAGACUCUGGCUUUCCUGCCUCUGAGUCUUGCUCGAGAGCAAACAGUAAAUGGUGUGCUGUGGGAAAAGGAAGGUGACCCAGGAGGAGAUAUUCUGCAGCCUCUGCGUCCCGAAAGGAUGGCAGAGAAGAACAAAAGAUGAUACUUGGAAAGCAGAUGACCUCAGAAAGCAUCUUUUGGCUGCACAAUCAGGUAUUCCCAAGGAAGAUAAGAAACACAGAGAAAAGAAGCUGCAUAAGGAAUCAGAAAUGGACCUCCCUGAAAACAAAGAGCCCAAGCACAGGGACCCAGACCGAGACACCAAGUACAGAGAGAGGCCUGGCGAGAGAGACGGCCACCCCUCCAGGGACAACCCUCAUGGGGACAGAGACAGAGAAAAGCAAAGGGAGAGGAAAAAGGACUCCAGAGACCGGGACAAGGAAAGGCAUAAAGAGAAACCCCGAGAACGGGACACCGAGAAGCCUCACAGUAAAGGAAAAGACAGGGGAGACAAGGACAGAGACCGCAGAGCCAGACGGGAGGAGCCCAGGCAGACGGCGGCCCACCCUGACCUGCUGGGCCGGCAGCCCCUGGACAGGGCAGAGCACAGGAUGGGAGCAGUAAGCAAAGUGAGGACGGAGGAGAAGGAGAGGAGAGACGAAGACGCUGAGAGGGGGGACGAAGAGAGAGAGAGACGCUACAGAGAAAGAAAGCUGCAGUACGGCGACAGCAAAGACAAUCCUCUGAAGUACUGGCUGUAUAAAGAGGAAGGUGAAAGGAGACCCAGGAAGCAGAAGGAGCCAGAUCGAGAGAGGAAACAUGGAGAAAAAAGCAGCACAAGGGAAAGAAGAGAAAAGUAUCCAAAAGAAAAGAUUAGUUCCUUCUCUGACAAGGAAGGGGAAGAAAGACACAAGGAAAAGCGACACAAGGAAGGCUUUCAUUUCGACGAGGGGAGGCGCCCCAGUAACACAGAUAAGAAAGAGAGGCUGUCGAGAGAAGAUGUUAAGAAAAGGGAGUCCAAGGGCAGUGAGCACCGACGUCGGGGCGCAAGUUCACGACGAGAUCCCACCGGCAGCCGGGAAGGACCGUGCGCUCUCUGGUAUGCAGAGAAUUUAGUAAGAAAUAAUGGAAAAGAUAAAGACUCGAGAGGGAAGGAAGUGGAAAAGGAAGACUUUGAUUCAGAAAGUGCUGGAGCAGAUGAAUAUACAGCUUGUUUUGAGGAUGAUUUUGAAGACUAUGAAGAUGACUUUGAGGUUUGUGACGGAGAUGACAGCUCUGAGGAGCUGGAAGCAAGAGAGAAGAUCGAAGAGCUUCCUCUGGCCCGAAAAAAGGAGAUACAAGAAGUUCAGAAAGCCAUUAAUGCCGAGAACGAAAGGGUCAGCGAAUUGUCCUGCAGACUGGCUCAGAAGCAGGGUCCGCCGGAGGGUGAGAGGGACUCGAAGACAGGUGCACUCGGUUCCCCCGCCAGAACCCCAGUUUGUGGAAUUUUCGUUGAUUUUGCCACAGCCUCACGCCGUGAGAAGAGUCGGACUCAGGCCCUUAAGCAAAAGAUGCGCAGUACGAGGCUGCUUCGGCUCUUGGACUUGGAUUUUUCCUUCACUUUCUCUCUCUUGGAUCUGCCUCCAGUGAAUGAAUAUGACAUGUAUAUCAGAAACUUCGGGAAAAGAAAUACCAAGCAGGCCUACGUCCAGUACAACGAGGAUGCUGUGGACAGAGACAUCCAGACUGAGGAGACAGAGACCCGAGGGGUGUGGACGCAGCACCCUGCCGAGGGCGCCGCUGCGUCAGGCGGGAGCGGGAGCGGAGAGCUCUGUGAUGUGGCCACCGCACCGAAGGUCGACACGCCGCGGCUGUCCAGCUUCCUCCGGGCGGCCUGCCAGGUGAUUGCGGUUCUGCUUGAAGAAGACCGUUUGGGACCCGAGCCCGGCUGGAGCCCUGGGACGCAGGACGGCACCCUGCCCAUCAGUGACAGGUCCUCGCAGCUGAACACCGGCCUGCCGUUCCUUCAGAGUAAGGGCUGCUCUGUGGAUCGGACAGUGUUGUGCUUAUGUGCCUCUCGGGGGCAGAGACAGACGGUGGUGUCUGUGCACGGGCUUCCUGGAGCUCCGUUCGCCCCUGCUCUGGACAGCAGAUACGUACUGUGUGUGUGGGAUAUCUGGCAGCCUUCGGGGCCCCAGAAGGUGCUGAUAUGCGAGUCGAAGGUCACCUGUUGCUGCUUUAGCCCUUUUAAAGCCUUUUUACUGUUUGCUGGGACAGUGCACGGCUCGGUGGUCGUGUGGGACCUACGAGAAGAUUCCAGAAUACAUCGUUAUGUGAAGCUGGGUGAUUGCUUCUGGACGUUCAGGACGGCAACGUUUUCUACUGACGGCAUCCUGACUUCCGUAAACCACUGCAGUCCCGUUCAGGCGGUGGAACCUGUCUCCACGUCUGUCUACAGGAAACAGAGUUUCGUGCUUUCUCCCUUUUCUACUCAAGAAGAGAUGUCAGGUUUGUCAUUCCACGUCGCUUCCCUGGAUGAAAGUGGGAUUCUCAAUGUGUGGGUGGUGGUUGAAUUACCGAAGGCAGACAUUGCAGGCUCAGUAAGUGACUUAGGUUUGAUCCCUGGAGGGAGGGUAAAGCUGGUGCACAGUGCUGUGGUUCGGCUGAGCGACCGCCUUUCCCAUACGUGCUUUGAAUUCUGGGGGGCCACGCAAACCCUGAACAUGAAGUUUCUUCCUUCAGACCCUAGUCACUUCAUUGUUGGCACAGACGUGGGUCUUAUAAGUCAUGGCACCAGACAAGAUUUGAAAGUAUCUCCCAAAUUGUACAAACCCCAGCAACCUGGUAUGAGACCAGUCAAAGUGAAUGUGAUUGAUUUUUCACCAUUUGGAGAACCAGUAUUCUUGGCCGGCUGCUCAGACGGAAGCCUCCGGUUGCACCAGCUGACCUCCGAGCGCCCUCUCCUUCAGUGGGACUGCGGCACCGAUGGCCACGCGGUCACAGGCCUCCACUGGUCCUUGACCAGACCUGCCGUGUUCCUGGCCCAGGAUGACACGUCCUGUAUUUAUGUCUGGGAUCUGCUGGAAAGCGACCUGGGUCCUGUAGCCAAACAGCGCAUCUCCCCAGACAGGCUGGCGGCCAUGACAGUCGUGGGUGAAGCCGAGAAAGCCAACGGCUGCUUCCUGGCCCUGGUGCUGGCCAGAGCCUCUGGCCGCGUGGACGUCCAGUACCUGAAGAGGACGUGGGCAGCCCCCGUGGCAGACGAGCUGAGGAAGCUGCAGCUGCUCCUGCGGGAAGCCUUGUAGGGGGUCUGCAGGAGGGCGCGGUGUGGUCCUGGGGGCAGUGGCGAGGGCUGGGUGUGACCCCCAUGGGAGACACGGUGACUCCCGUGUGUAUGUACAUUGAUGUAGAGAGAGGACAUGUAUUCUGUACGUAACUUAUUUACACGAAUGUCACCUCUGUGUUCCCAGUAAAUAAAUCACUAUUUUCUGAAUGGAAACAACAAA